Molecule: messenger RNA, 972 nt
Organism: Ceraceosorus guamensis
Lineage: Eukaryota; Fungi; Basidiomycota; Exobasidiomycetes; Ceraceosorales; Ceraceosoraceae
Exons: 3
Coding region: 186-608 (140 amino acids)
Biological process (GO): 2-oxoglutarate metabolic process
Source: RefSeq, a predicted model, not a curated record
CACACCUCCACAAUGUUCUCCUUCCCCCAGACCCCACCAGCAGGAACACGUAAACGUCAUUGAAUCGAGGAUCGAAUCAAACGCAACUCCAUUCACUUGAUAUCGUCGAUAUUCGUAGAAGCUAGAGAGGCCAGGCCAGGCCAGGCCCCAACCACAGCUUUCCCAACUUGGUGAACCCCGAAGUUAUGUUGCGCGCAACGAGCAGCCGAUUGGCGCGAGCCACACCUCGAGUGGCAGCUCAACAUUACAAGCCCUCGAUCUCCUUUCCAGAUCGAAAAGCUCCCAAGGAUAAGCACGAGCCACACGCACACCCUGCAGCACCUACCGACAUUUCCUCCAACUUUUCGCACUUCCAGGAGGUCUUCUCUUCUGGACCUCACUUCAACCCAGACAAGAUCCAGGAUAUCUCUAGUCUGGCUGAGAACCCUAGAGCUGAAGGCGAAGGAGUGGCCGGAAGCCAGGGCAAAGCGGCAAAGUUGGCAGAAGGAACGGUGGAGGAUUUGCACAAGCUGCCAAAGAGGUUCUGGGACACACCUAGCUUGAGAUGGAACGAGGACGAAUUAGAAGCAAUUAUGACUGGCGGCGCCUCCACCUCUAAGGCGCAUUGAGACAAUGGGCGCUCGGAUGCCACAAACGUCACAAUGUUUUCGGCGAUUGCAAUCAUGAUUACAUGCGCGCCUCGUAGAGCUAGAUCGGGGAGGCAUGCCAAUUACGGAGCGUUUCGUGUCAUGGAUGCUCGGUGUCACUUGCAGCUCCUCGCUCGGACGAGGAGCAGCUCUGUGCAAACCUCGAAGAUGCUUCCUCUGUCGAGUAUUGAGAACCCAGAGUUGGCAGCGCUCCCCUUUCGCCAUCCCAGAUUGACAAAGGAUCUGCAUAGGCUGAGUGGUGAUCUGGAGCGAUCAGGUACGAGCCUGCUAUGUGUCCUUUGUCAGUAACAUGUCUCGCAAAUUCAUGGGAGUGUGUCACAUCCAG